AUGUUAUCAAGAUCUAAAGCUGAUGUGAUACGAAGAUAUAAUAAAUUGAUUUUUACAACACAGCCCAAUUCCAUUCACUCUUAUCAUCGAAAUGAUUCUAUGUGUUCUGUUAUUGACACAUUAAAAGGAUUAUGGGGGAAAAAGAGUGAAAUAAAUAUAUCACCACCUUACAAUGCAACACAUGUGAAUCAUGUACACUUUGACAUCAAUUCAAAUGAAUGGCGUUGGGAUGGAUGCUAUCCAGAAUUGAUGGAAACAUUGACUAGCGAUCAACAAGAAAUACUGAUUUUAUUUAUUCGUCAACUAUACAACGAAUUGAAAAUGACUUGGAAUACAACAUUGAAACAAUAUAAUGGCAUAGAUUCUUGUCCUUCGACUCAUGAACAAACUGUUUUGCGUAUUAAACAAGCUUGUAAAAUGGAUGAUCCAGCCUUAUCUUAUCAAUCAUGGUCUCGAAUUGGUGAAGGAGCAUCGGGAAUUGUAUACAAGGCUCAUGAUCAAGAGGGAAUAGCAGUAGCAGUGAAACGAAUCCGACUAAACCAACAUCCUCGACACGAUUUGUUGUGGAAUGAAAUCAACGUCGCUAAAUCGUCAAAAUGUCAUCCCAAUAUUGUACAAUACAUCUCUUCGUAUUUAUGGCUUGAUGAUAUCUGGAUGGUGAUGGAAUAUAUGGAUGGUGGAAGUCUUACUGAUAUUGUUACCUACCGAUACUUAUUCGAAAACGAAAUUAGUGUAGUGUGUCGUGAAGUUCUUCAAGGAUUGGAUUAUUUACAUUCAAAUCAGAUCAUCCAUCGCGAUAUCAAGAGUGAUAAUAUACUAGUAAGUCGUCAAGGUCAUAUCAAGUUAUCUGAUUUUGGUUUUUGUGCAAGACUUAGUCAUCACCAACCACAAAGAAAGACUUUAGCAGGAACCAUUUGCUGGAUGGCUCCAGAGAUUGUAUCAAGUGAACCUUAUGGAUGCAAAGUAGAUAUCUGGUCUUUUGGUAUAACUGUGAUUGAAAUGAUUGAAAGUAAACCACCUUACUUUAGUAAUCCCGGACGGGCGACUACCAUGUUAAAAUUAAAGCAGCAACCAACGUUAUUAUACCCUCAACGACUUUCAUCUACUCUUCGUCAUUUUUUACAGCAAUGUUUUGUCCUGGAACCUCAACAACGAUCUUCCGCAGCAAUUUUAUUACAACAUCCAUUUGUGACACGUGGAGAAUCUACUGAUGUACUUCUUCCUUUGAUCCACUCCUCCCUUGGUCAUCCUUAG
Molecule: messenger RNA, 1254 nt
Organism: Halteromyces radiatus
Lineage: Eukaryota; Fungi; Mucoromycota; Mucoromycetes; Mucorales; Cunninghamellaceae
Product: kinase-like domain-containing protein
Exons: 6
Coding region: 1-1254 (417 amino acids)
Biological process (GO): regulation of MAPK cascade; protein phosphorylation; intracellular signal transduction
Cellular component (GO): cytoplasm
Molecular function (GO): ATP binding; protein serine/threonine kinase activity
Source: RefSeq, a predicted model, not a curated record